Messenger RNA from Cuscuta europaea, 1805 nucleotides. Lineage: Eukaryota; Viridiplantae; Streptophyta; Magnoliopsida; Solanales; Convolvulaceae. The record is from the annotation of a GenBank genome assembly.
UUAAAACCCUGUUGACCUUCGGAAACUGUCUGCGCUGCUUUUCUCCGAUCUAUCUUCAGGGAGGGAGAAUCAACCACAAAAAAUCUUUAGGUGAAACCUCCAUUUAUAUUUUUGGAUUUUCAUUCCGUAUGUUUUAAUCUUUGGAUUGGGUUACCGGUUGAAGAAUCUGUCCUUGUCGUGAAAACUUCAAUCCUGGUUUGUUGACAUUUUGUAAUGGGUGGAAUUCAUAUAAUGAUUUUAUCUUUUUGAAUAAAGUUGAAUCUUUUCUUUACAGAUGAAUAUUUAAAGGUGGGUUUAUAUAAGUCUAAUUGUGUAAGAUUCUAAUGACGCCGUUUCUACUUCAAUUUUGUUCAUAUUGAUCUUGAAGUUUAACAUUUCGCUUUGUGCUAGAGCUUCUUCUGCCGAGGGUGAAGCAGAAAAGAACAAGAACCAGGGCUACCAGUCUUGACUGUUUCUAAGGAUGAAGAAUAUCGAGCGCCUGGCGAAUAUACUUUUAACAGGUUUGACACUGGCUCCACUGGUGGUAAAUGUAGAUCCAAAUCUAAAUGUAAUUUUGACAGCUAGCCUGACAGUGUAUGUUGGUUGCUACCGAUCUGUUAAACCAACUCCACCUUCAGAAUCAAUGUCCAGUGAACAUGCAAUGCGGUUUCCCUUGGUUGGGAGUGCAAUGUUGUUGUCACUGUUCUUGCUUUUUAAGUUCCUAUCUAAAGACCUGGUUAAUGCUGUUCUGACAUGUUACUUCUUCGUCCUCGGCAUUGCAGCUCUUUCAGCAACACUGUUACCUGAAAUUAAACAUUUCUUGCCAACAAAGUGGAACGAUGAUCACAUUGUAUGGCGUUUUCCAUAUUUUCACUCUUUGGAUGUUGAGUUCACAAGGUCUCAGAUUGUAGCUGCAAUUCCUGGAACUAUUUUCUGUGUAUGGUACGCAAAGCAAAAGCAUUGGCUAGCAAACAACAUAUUGGGGCUUGCAUUCUGCAUCCAGGGCAUAGAAAUGCUUUCUCUUGGUUCAUUCAAGACUGGCGCCAUCCUUUUGGCUGGACUUUUCGUAUAUGACAUUUUCUGGGUCUUUUUUACCCCAGUGAUGGUUAGUGUUGCAAAGUCCUUUGAUGCUCCUAUCAAGCUUUUGUUCCCGACUGCAGAUUCUCAACGUCCAUUUUCAAUGCUGGGCCUUGGGGAUAUUGUUAUACCUGGAAUCUUUGUCGCAUUGGCACUCCGCUUUGACGUCUCCAGAGGAAGGUCAAGCCAAUACUUCACAAGCUCAUUCAUAGGCUACACAGCUGGUUUGGCUCUGACCAUCUUUGUGAUGAACUGGUUUCAAGCUGCACAGCCAGCACUGUUAUACAUUGUACCAGCUGUGAUUGGAUUUUUGGCCGUGCAUUGCCUUUGGAACGGCGAUGUAAAACCUUUGCUGGAGUUCGAUGAGUCCAAAUCUAAGGCGUCGGAAGUUAAUGAAGACGACUCCACCGCCGCAGAAAACAAAAAAACUGAGUAAAUCUCUGAGAAUACACAACAGUAGAAGAAAAAAAGACAAUCCUGACUCGUUGGGAAGAUGAGGCACUGAUUUGUUGUUGUAUCAGAUUUUUAUUCUUAAAAAGCACGAGUAAAUAUUUUCUUGCCUCUUAAUUAGUACUCCGUACUACGUAUUUUCCCAACAGCAUUUCAUAUCAUUCUUUUAGCAUUAUUAACUAAUUGCUAGCUUAUUAUUUUAUUUAUCUGCUUUAAAAUGAGGAUAUAAACUACCUGUUGGAACACAUUUUCCCCUAAUAAUUAUGACUUUAAAAUGUUAUAAAAUUCUGGACAAUUUU